AUGAGAGCGAGUUUGUCAGUGCAAAACGUUUCGUUUUCGCAAGCAAACGAUGGUAGUGCUAAUUCAUCAAAUAAUGGUGCGAAUAAUCUGAGUGAUGAGAAUAUGGUUCUUGAUGAGACUACUGGUCUUUUCGUACUUCGGAAAUCGAAUUCAACAAUUGAAGAAAAUAUUGUUCAAGAUUACUCUAAUUAUAUUUUAGAUGAAAAGACUGGAUUAUUUGUUGAACACAACAACGAAAUUGAUCGUCUUUCUGAAAGAUAUAGCAGUUUUUCAUUAAGCUCCACUCAAUGUUCACGAGAAAUUAGUUCACUAAGUUCAGCUGAUUCUAAUUACAUGAGUAAAAAAUUAGAUGAAACUUCUGCGCAAAUUCAAAGAAAAAGACGAAAAAAAGGACAAGGAAAACCAGCAAAUAAAAUGAAACGAGCUCGACUGAGUGGGAAGUCAUACUAUAGUAAACAACACGUAAAGAAUAAAAUGGUAGGAUUGAAAAAAAGGGAGAAACGUCAACUCAAACCUCCAUGCGAUUCCAAAAAGUGUGAGAAAAGUCAGUUUUUUCAAUGUAAUGUAAUUAAAAAGGCACAGAGAGAAGAAAUUUUUAAUUCGUUUUGGAAAAACUUGGAUUGGAAAGAACGUAAAGCAGUGAUAAUAAAUCUUGUUGAAAAAUCUUCUGUCUUGUCCAACACAAAAAGUGACAAGUCUUGGCGUAAUGCAUCAAUUAAAUAUUAUUUGAAAAUUGAUAACCAGAAUGUCCGAGUGUGCAAAAAAAUGUUUUUAAAUACCUUUUGUUUAGGUGAAUGGACUGUACUCAAUUGGAUAAACAAAAAUAAUGGAUUCGGUAUUGUUCAAAAAGGAGUAUUGACUAAGAAGACUUCCAAAAUUGACGAUGUUUAUAAAAUGUUUUCGCAAUAUAUUACUGAUAAUAAUAUACCAUCUAAUGAAACAGCUUCAUAUUUAACAUUUUUAAAAAUAACUCAUUCAUUAAAUAUUGGGUUAUAUCAACCUAAGAAGGAUCAGUGUGACUUGUGUUUUAGUUUUAAAAAUAAUAAUAUUUCUCAAGAAACUUAUAAUUCUCAUAUUGAAAAUAAAAAUAAAGCUAGAAAAGAAAAAGACGACGAUAAAAAAAGAGCUGAACGUAAUGAAAUUAACGCAUAUACUUUAGACGUUCAGGCUGUUCAACUUGUCCCAUUUAUAGGAGCUGGAGCAUCUUACUUUAAACAAAAACUUGCUGUUCAUCAAUUCACAAUUUAUAAUUUGAAGAAUUCCGAAGUCUACUGCUACGUGUGGCAUGAAGGUGAAGGCGGCAUGGAGUCCAAUAUUUUUGCCUCAUGUAUUUCUAAUUUUUUAGAGAAUUAUGUUGAUUUAAAGAUUCCUACUGUACUUUUUACUGAUGAAUGUUGUGCUCAAAAUCGUAAUGUUAAUUUAGCUAAUUUGUUGCAACUAAUAGCGAUAAAAUUUGAGACAACAAUCUAUCAGAAAUAUUUAACUAUUGGUCACACACAAAUGGAAUGGAAUUCAUCUAUUGAAAGGAAAAAGAGAAACAAGGAACUUUACGUGCCAUCAGAUUUUGUUCGCAUUAUUAAAAAAGCAAGAACAAAUCCAGAGAUAUAUAAAGUUAUUUAUGUUGAUCACGCUUUUUUUAAGGAUUUCUCUAAAAUACAGUUUUAUAAAUCGAUUAGACCUGGUUUAAAAACAGCAGAUCCACAAGCAACAGAUUUAAAAUAUCUUAAAUAUAAUUCAACUGGGGUAUACUAUAAAUUAGAUUACCAAAACGAUUGGAUUUUAUUACCUCAAAAAAAAAAGAAAAGUAAAUAUUAA
Messenger RNA from Psylliodes chrysocephalus, 1815 nucleotides. Lineage: Eukaryota; Metazoa; Arthropoda; Insecta; Coleoptera; Chrysomelidae. The record is from the annotation of a GenBank genome assembly.